Sceloporus undulatus (fence lizard) is the source of this 6492-nucleotide messenger RNA. RefSeq names its product zinc finger protein 345-like. The record is from RefSeq and is a predicted model, not a curated record. NCBI's taxonomy places the organism in Eukaryota, Metazoa, Chordata, Lepidosauria, Squamata, Phrynosomatidae. Gene Ontology annotation, biological process: regulation of transcription by RNA polymerase II. The coding region runs from base 325 to 2718 and encodes 797 amino acids. The transcript has 4 exons. Gene Ontology annotation, molecular function: RNA polymerase II cis-regulatory region sequence-specific DNA binding; DNA-binding transcription factor activity, RNA polymerase II-specific.
GGCACUUGCUCUUCUUGCAAGGAUCGCCCUGGAGCCUGCAAGCCAUCCAUCCAUCCAAGGAUGGAGGGACCAGGCAAUUCCCAGAGGCUGCCAGGAGAAGCAGGCAUACUGAAUCCCUCCCAUUGAAAGGGAAGGGAGGAUUCAGACCCAAGGGCUGCAGGGAUCAUGGGAAGCAAAGGCCCUCCAGGUUUGGGCCCCAGAGCUUGACCCUGAUCUUGGCAGGCCAGAAAGGAGCAGCAUCACCCUUGGCCCAAGGCAACCUUCCAGGCAUCUCCCUCAAGGUAAAGCACAGUGGAAGCUUAUCCUGAGUUGCAGAGUGACGUCAUGCAGGAGAAUUAUGAGAAUGUGAUCUCUCUGGCAGAGGAAAUUGCAAUCAGCUGGCCCCGGAUAACUGCUUUUGCUGAAUCACACAGGAGGAGAGGCUUGGCACCAGUUUCUUUUCCCAGACCUCAGGAGUUACUGGAUUCUCUCGUUGUUCCAGCAGAUGAUGGGAUGGUGAGUGACAAUGAGAAUGGGAAUGAGGAAGAAGGAGGGGAAGAAGAUGAGGUAACACAACAGGAUGGAGAAAAGGGAGGAGGAGAUGGAGGUGGAAGUGACACCACAGUUGAGAAGAUGGAUGCUCAGCAGAAUUCAGUACCAGAGAAGUCUAAAGAGACCACCAGGUUUGAGCAGAAGGCCAGCAAUGACAUCUUGGAUCAACCCUGCUCAGAUGAGCAGCUGAAAAAAUCCCUGGGGAAGAAGCCAUGCAAAUCAAUCACACAUCGUGGCUUCAAGAAAUUCUCCCCGCGUGGCCACCAUGGAUUGCUAGGCCACACCAGCCGAUGCCAUGAUUGUGGCAAAGGGUUCAGCUUCAGCAAGCGUUCACGGUUGUACACCAGCACUGGCAUGGAGAAACCCUACAAGUGCAAUGAAUGUGGCAAGUGCUUCCGGCUCAACUCCACUCUGGUCACCCACCAACGACGGCACGCCAGCACCAAACCCUACCGUUGUGCUGAAUGUGGCAAGAGCUUCAGCGUUGGCUCAGCCUUCAUCCAGCACCAACGUACCCACAUGGGCAAGAAAGGUACCGCAAGCCCGGCCCGCUGUUGUGAGUGCAAUGUGUGUGGCAAGAGUUUUGGCCUUCCAGCUCACCUUAUCAAACACCAAAAGCAGCACCUGGAGGAGAAACCCUACAAGUGUAGUGAAUGCGGCAAGGGCUUCAACUGGAACUCACACCUGGAGCGCCACCAGCGCAUCCACACAGGGGAGAAGCCUUACGCCUGUGAGGAUUGCGGACGGGCUUUUGCUUGGAGCUCCCACCUGGACCGACACCGGCGGACACAUUUGGGCAAUACCCAGAUCACCAUCCCUUGCAGGUGCUGUUUAGCCAAAACAGACAAGCCAGUGAGCAAGGCUACUGCCAAACCUUACCAGUGUGCCGACUGCGGAAAAGGAUUUGGCAAGAAUGCAGCACUUUCCAAGCACCGACGGGCUCACCAUGCAGCCGAGAAGCCCUACGUCUGCAAAGACUGUGGCAAGAGCUUUGGGCUGAAUGGGGCCCUGCUGCAGCACCGCCGGACGCGCCACCCGGAUCACUCCACCAAGCCUUAUGCAUGUAAGGACUGUGGCAAGAGCUUUGCAUGGAGCUCCCACUUGGACCGGCACCAGCGCAUCCAUGCUGGCGACAAGCCCUACCAGUGUGAGGACUGUGGCAAGGGCUUCUCUCAGAGCUCCCACCUCGGGCGGCACCAGCGCAUCCACCGGAGUCCUGAGCACCCUCCCUGCCGCUGCAUGGAUUGUGGCCUGGGAGGGACCAGGCGGAAGCGCCAGCGGGGGAACUUGCUGCCCUGCAAGUGCAGUGACUGUGGGAAGAGCUUCCUCUGGAGGCGCCCAGCCUGCAGUGAGUGCGGGAGGGGUGGGGGAGAAGGUGUGCGCCACCAAGGCACACAGACUGGAGAGAAACCCUACUCCUGCCUAGACUGUGGCAAGUGCUUUGCCCAGAACUCAGCACUGGCCAAACAUCGCCGCAUGCACACUGGGGAAAAGCCCUAUAAGUGCAACGAGUGUGGCAAGAGCUUCAGUGUGCGCUCCAACCUCCUGAAGCACCAGCGCACCCAUCUGGGUGAGAAGCCCUACAAGUGUGAUGAUUGUGGCAAGGGCUUCAUCCAGAAAUCGGACCUCACCAAACACCAGCGCAUGCACACUGGGGAGAAGCCCUAUCACUGUGACGUCUGCGGGAAGUGCUUCAGUGUCAGCUCCAACCUUAUCAAGCACCAGCGCAUCCACUUGGGUGAGAAGCCCUAUGCCUGCGGGGAGUGUGGCAAGGCCUUCAUCCAACGCUCAGAGCUCACCAUCCACCAGCGUACCCACACCGGGGAGAAGCCCUAUAAGUGCAGCAUCUGUGGCAAGUGUUUUAGCCGCAGCUCCCACCUCAACCGCCACCAGCGCACCCAUGGAAAUGACAAAGCCUCUGCUGGCUCUGGGGCAGCCCCUGCCACAUUCCUUGCCACCCACACUGCCAAACCUGCAACUCCCCUGCCUGCCUCUGCCUUCUCAGCCUCCUUUGCUUCACCUGGUCCCCUCCCUAUGCUACCGUCCUUCCCUUCCUCCCCAUCCCCCUUGUCCAUUCCUUCUUUGGACCUGCCCUGGGCUCUCUCUUUCCCAUCGCGAGGCUUCCCACACCCAUCCUUCCCUUCUCUUGCCUCUUCUGGUACCCAGGCCUCUUCUUUGAUAAACUAGCCCCUUUCAUUUCCCUCCCUGUCCUCUCCUUUCUUGAUAACAAACACUUCCCUUCUGCAGAACCCGCGUUACCUAGUAUAAGUGACCAGUGGGCCAGUGAAUCAGGAUUUUAGUCAGAAAUUUAAAGAAGCUUUCCAAAGCAUUAACCUCUAUCCCUUGAGUAGAUUCACUGCCUGUACUGAGAUGAGAGACACCAGCCAUCACUGCCUAGUAUGUAUGCCCUCUGAGUUUCCCUUAUUAUCUGUUCCCUCAGAUUUGACUCUGCAGCUUCCUCCUCUCUGUUUCCAUGAGGGGCUUCCUAGAAAAACUAGGCUAGCAUCUGUGGAAAUCAGAAUAUCAGGGGCAUGUCUAAGGGUUGCAGGGUGCAGACCACAAUGAGUGACACAAUAGAGGGUGUCUGCCUUCCAGUGUGCUAUGUACUGCCAUGCCUCUCCAUGGGUAGAUCAGGUCUCCUGGAGACUGAAGGCACUUGCCCAGAGGUAACAAGGAGGUCAGCCAGGACACUGUUGGCAUGCCACAGCAAACUCCUGGAGACCUCUUCCAUCACUGAAUGGCACCUGGACCCCUUUGGAAUUGGUGAAUAAGAUGAGUAGACCAGAACAACCCAGGAUGUGGACAGUCCCUUUGGGUGCCCCGAUCCACCAGUCAACGGCAAAUAGAUUGGAGCUUUUUUCUUCCAUAGCAGCCUGGUCUAUUCCUGAGAGACCAUUGGCCUGGUGGCUCUGAGGCUGGGGAUGGUAGCAUGGAUUAUCACACUGGGGUGACACCAACCCUCAUGACAACACUGAGAUCUAUGAUCUGAUCCAGGUCUUCUUACAGUCUUAUAUUCCUCAUUGUUCCUCCAGCAUUUAGUGUUUAGCUCAGCAAUCAGCCGUCUUCUAUUAUUUCAUUGUCCCCCUGACCUUAACCUCUAACUCUUCUAACCUUUCUUGCUGUAUGACCCAGGGCUUAGUAAUGCUUUGACAGUAGACUCAUGAACAACUGUUGGACUUGAGUCAGUCAUGACUAAUUUAAGUCCCAUGGAUUUCACUGGACUUUCUCUAAGUAUGACACAAGAGAGAAUCCUAUAUGACAGUUAAGAAGGUGUAACCUAGAGUACAGACUUCUGGCAAAAAUCUCUUACAUACUACACAGUUAUCGCACUAUGAUUCCACUUUAACUGCUGUGACUGUAUCCUGUGGAAUCCUGGGAUUUGCAGUUUGUAAAGGCACUAGCCCUCUCUGGCAGAGAAUACCUCAUAAAACUAAAAAUCCCAGGAUUCCAUAUGAUGGCACCAUGAUAAUUAAACUGUUAUAACUGUGUAGUAUAACUAUUAUAACUGUGUUAUAACUGUGUAGUGUGAAAGAGUGCAAAGUCUGGCAUCAAAUCAUGGCUUCUCAUGUUCCUCGUUCACUAAAUAAAAGCUAGCUCCCUUAUGUUUUUACUACUUCAAAGUCAUGACUUUCACUUUUCUGUUUUCCUUCCUGUAUUCUUCACACUCAGAGCAUUCAAGUGAAUCUUAAUUCAACAAAAACAACAAAACAGUAUCCACAUAGCUUCCAACUAUUCUGAUUUUUUCAGAAACAGCCCCAUUUAAUUUUCUGUCAUCCCCAUUUGGCAGCUCCUUCUAAAAUGUCCUAGGUUUUCUCUCAUUCUGUUACUUCAUUGCUGACAAAGUGAGUUAAAAAUGCAAAAAUAGUUUGCACUCAUUUAACUCAGGAGGACAGAAAGGAGAAGAGGGGACAGCCUUGCCUUUCCCAGAACGUUCAGUCAAAAGCAAACUGCUGCAGCCUCUCCUAGCUUAUGUGUUCUUAUUCUUUAAUAACUUUUGCCAUCUUGGCCACACUCUGGUGUUGCUUAGCCACAUGUGCCCCAGUUUUCAUCUGUGAAAUGUUGGAGGGUAUAUGUCCCCCUUUUCUCUGGAUUCUGUUCUACCUGCUGUCUUUGUUUCCUAGCCUGUAACCUCCUUGGAGCCAAGAUCAAAUCAUCUUCUAGAUCAAGAUGUGCAGCCUUCAGCCUGUAUGGCACUUAUAACUCCCAAAUAUUUUCAAUGCAGUUGUCUGUGCUUUUGCACCACUGUGAAAAUACUGCCGUUCUGGCAUUGCCAUUAACAUGUGAUUAUGUGCUCUUAGAUUAUACCAGGAGUAGAAUCAUAGAGUUGGAAGAGAUCACAAGGGCUCUCCAGUUCAACCCCAUUCUGCCAUGCAGGAACUCUUAAUCAAAGCAUCCCAGACAGACGGCCAUCCAGCCUCUGCUUAAAGUCUUCCAAGGAAGGAGACUCCACUACAUUCCUAAGAAUUGCAGAGUCCUUCAGAUGUUGCUGAAGUGCUACUCCUGCAUUUCUCCUCAUUGAUUAUGUUUACUAGGGCUGCUGAUAUUUGCAGUUCAGCGUUUUCUGGAGAGCUCACAAUGCCCUCCCCAGAUUAUGUGAUAUACAGGCACUUUAUAUUUGGGAGAGAAACUCUUAAUAGAAAUAUAUGUGCAUUGCACGGGAAAGCUUGCAGCUGGUUUAGUCCCAGGCAUUUCCAUUUACAAAAGAAUGUACAGGAUUCUGGCAAAAAAAAUCUCUUCCACACUGCAACAAGGGAUGCUAAAAUCCUCUACCUAGUCAGAUUAGACAGUUCUGGUAUGGCCUAAUCAGUAUAAACCAGCUCCCUACUCCCUGUCUCUUCUUGACAAAUGUCCAUAAAUAACCAGUUAAAAAGAGUGUUUCAGUAAAGAGCUACCUGGGAGAAUGAUAGAAAAUGGAGGGUUUGUGCAGGUUCUGAUUCAUUUCAUAAGUCAUUAUGCAACAGUCAAAAGUUAGAAAAGUUAUAUUUUAGGACUACAGCUACCAAAAGUCCCCAAUUAGCAUGUCCAGUUUUGGGACACAGAACAAAUUCUGGCUGGAGGAGCUCCCACUGAUUAUCAAUUGAUUAAAUUUAAUAAACUUUAAAUAUCACUCACCAUGGGCCUUUUCACACCACACAAUUAUAGCGCUACAGCUAGGGCUCCUUCUGGCAGAGUGGGACAACAAUGCUGGGUCAGGGAACCAAUUUUCUGGCCAUGGGCCCCUCCAAAAGACCACACAGAUUAUCAGUAUGCUCCCUGGCAAACUUUUUUAAAAAAAUAAACAUUGUUUUGACAUUCAGCAAUCCCUCCCCCUCCCCCUCCCCCCCCGGCCAUCCAUUUAAGAGAUGAAUUGCUGUUCCUGGAGCCUUUCACACUACAUAGCUAUAGCACUAUGAUUCCACUUUAACUGUCAUGGCUGCAUGGCUGUCAUGAGGUUUCCAGUUUGUACCUCCUCUGAACAAGUCUUGCCAAGAUAGAUAGAUUUUGCCUUAUGGUCAACACAAGUCGGCAACUACUUGGAGGCACACAACACACAACAAGGCCCUAGAGCCCUCUGGCUGAGAACUAAGUACUGCUCUGUCCUAUACACCAGUCAGCAGAUGCUGUUAGAGUGCAAGAGCUAUUUGGUAGCUAGUCAAGUCCAGGUCAGUCACAGGUUAUCUGAGCAAGAUGAAAAGUGAAGCACAAGGGUAGUCAUCAGCCGGUCCAGAAGUCAUUGGAGCAAGUCAGUAGUCCAGAUACAGAAAGCCAACAAAGAGUAAACAGAGUGGUCAAAGCAUGACCAGUCCAAAGUCAUGAACACAGGAGAGUACUGUCAGCCAAUAGGAUAAGAUGGUUGGCAGCACCAAAGCUGAGAGGGAGCUGCUGGGAUAUUUAUGGGCAGCUUUUUGAAGGCCACAGGUAGCUACUGUAUAUACCCAUGUAUAUGUCUAGAAAUUUAGGUCAAAACAUUGACCCAAAAAA